GCAGCCUUGCGGGGCGCGAGCGCCUCAGACACCAGCAGCCCCUUCCCAGCACGGUGCCAGACGAGGCACCGGGGCUUGCCCAUCCCCUUGGCCCCGCGGCUGCCUGGCUGGGGAGACCCCGCCCCUUCUCGCCCGGGGGACGCGGCUGAGCGCCCCCAGCCCUCGGCCUAGGGCCCGGCGGAGGCUCUGUGCCGCGGGCGGGAAGGGCGCAAGGCGCCGCCAGGGGGCAGCCAGCCACUCCCUCGAUGGGCAGCCGGCCGUUCUAGCCGGUGUCUCGGUAGUAACAUACGUCAUCAGGCGGCGACCCGGUUGCAGCGACGCGCGCGGAGCGGCGGCGGCCGGGAGCGGGGCUGCUCAGAGCGUUCCUCGUCCUGGUGGACCUGCCCGAAGACAUGACUACGCAGUACAGCAUUCUCUUCAAGCAAGAGCAAGCUCAUGAUGAUGCCAUCUGGUCAGUUGCAUGGGGAAAGAAUAAGAAAGAUGGUUCUGAAACAGUAAUCUCAGGCUCUUUAGAUGAUUUAGUGAAAGUCUGGAAAUGGAAUGAUGAAAAAUUAGACCUACAGUGGACAUUAGAAGGUCAUCAACUGGGUGUGGUGUCCGUGGAUAUCAGCCACACUGGUUCCAUUGCAGCAUCCAGUUCCCUCGAUGCUCAUAUUCGCCUUUGGGAUUUAGAAACUGGCAAACAAAUCAAGUCAAUAGAUGCUGGUCCUGUUGAUGCCUGGUCCUUGGCUUUUUCACCAGACUCCCAAUAUCUUGCAACAGGAAGUCAUGUGGGAAAAGUAAAUAUUUUUGGUGUUGAGACUGGGAAAAAAGAAUAUUCCCUGGACACUAGAGGAAAAUUCAUCCUUAGCAUUGCAUAUAGUCCAGAUGGAAAAUAUUUAGCGAGUGGAGCGAUAGAUGGCAUUAUCAAUAUUUUUGAUAUUGCAACUGGAAAACUUCUGCACACGCUAGAAGGCCAUGCAAUGCCCAUUCGCUCAUUGACAUUUUCUCCAGAUUCCCAGCUACUUGUCACAGCUUCAGAUGAUGGAUAUAUCAAAAUUUAUGAUGUACAACAUGCAAACUUGGCAGGGACUCUAAGUGGUCAUGGAUCCUGGGUAUUAAAUGUGGCAUUUUGUCCUGAUGAUACCCAUUUCGUUUCCAGUUCAUCUGACAAAAGUGUAAAAGUUUGGGAUGCUGGAACAAGGACCUGUGUUCACACUUUCUUUGACCAUCAGGAUCAGGUCUGGGGUGUGAAAUACAAUGGAAAUGGUUCCAAAAUUGUAUCUGUUGGAGAUGACCAAGAAAUCCAUAUAUAUGACUGUCCAAUUUAAAUACCCUGAAGCAAUCCUGAUGGCCAACUGUAAUCUACAGGUUUUCAGAAAUACUGAUUGCACUUCUCGUGUUGCCACUUAAAAAAAAUGCUUCUUAUUUUGUUAAUGUGAUAACAUUUUAAUAAUGCUCUUCUGAAUCUUGGACUCUGACAUCAAUAGAAAAAUCCAAAUACUUAUACCAUUUAUAUGUAUUUUUGUCUUAGGUUUGGCAUGAAAGAAUUUACAUUUUUAAAUAAAUGAAAUAACUAUUGUAGCUACAAAAUAUUUUGUCUCAAGUGCAGACGCUGGAAUGUAUGUAUUUGGAAAUAUAUACUUGUGUGUAGUAUCUGCUCACUUAAGCUACCUCCAUAUCUUUUUUUUUUUUUUUUCUUCUUCUGAACUAUAUAAAUAAAUUUGAGUCUGAAAUUGUU
Messenger RNA from Alligator mississippiensis (American alligator), 1720 nucleotides. RefSeq names its product SKI8 subunit of superkiller complex (gene SKIC8). Gene Ontology annotation, cellular component: Cdc73/Paf1 complex. The coding region runs from base 393 to 1310 and encodes 305 amino acids. The transcript has 11 exons. Lineage: Eukaryota; Metazoa; Chordata; Crocodylia; Alligatoridae. The record is from RefSeq and is a predicted model, not a curated record. Gene Ontology annotation, molecular function: protein binding.